AUGUACAACCCCAACAAGGGCGCUGUCUCCGUUUUGGAGUGUCUCCUUUGUCCCCCCGGGAAGUUCUGCGAAGCCGCGGGUUUGGAGUCUCCUUCGGGAGACUGCGAAAAAGGGUUUUACUGUUUGCAGGGCGCUCGCUACAAAAGCGAGGUUCUCAGCGAGUGCAUUUUUGAGUUUGGGGUUUUGGGAAAGGGGACAGAGUGUGCCUCUGAAGGAGACCCUUUUGCUUCCAAAGAAGAAGCUGCUGCUGCCUGUCUCCUUUUGGAGGACUGCGUGGGCAUUGAGGAGACACAAAUCCCCAAGCAGCAGCAGCAGCAGCAGCAGCAGCAGCAGCAGCAGCAGCAGCAGCAGCAAGACGGGCAGCAGGACGAAGGGGAUGCGGAGCAGCCAGACGCGCCCCAGGAGACAGACGAAGAGCCAGAAAUGGAGACUGUCUACUACGUCAGGUGCGGGUACCUGUACACCGGAGAAGACUCUGCGAGCGCCUCCUCCACCCGCGCCCGCGCCCGCAGCAGCAGCAGCAGCAGCAGCAGCAGCAGCAGCAGCAGCAGCAGCAGCAGCAGCAGGUUUUUCGCGAAACUUUGCGUGGAGGCGGGGCUGUGUCCCCCGGGGGCCUUCUGUCCCGCGGGGACAGCAGAGCCGCAAAAGUGUCUCCCGGGGAAGUUCUGCGGGGCUGCGGGGCAGCAGCAGGAGACAGGAGACUGUCUCCGCGGCUUUUUUUGUCCCCGCGGAGCAACAGCAGCAGCAGCAGCAGCAGCAAAAUGUCCCCCCGGCUCCUACUGUCCCCAAGCAGCAGCAAAAACCAUUUCCUGCCCCAUCGGCACUUAUCUCCCCGCAGAAGGAGCUUGGGAAGAAGACCAGUGCCAAAAAUGUCCCCCCGGUUAUUUCUGCGCCCUUCCCGGCAUAACAGAGCCUUCGGGAAAAUGCACAUCAGCACAAGCACCAACAUCAACAGCAGCAACACCAUUACCAGCAGCAUCAUCAUCAUCAGCAGCAGCAGCAGCAGCAUUAUCAGCAGCAGCAGCACCACCACCACCAGCAGCAGCAGCAACACCAUUACCACAGCAUUAUCAGCAGCAGCAGCAGCAGCAACAUUAUCAGCAGCAGCAGCACCACCACCACCACCAGCAGCAGCACCACCACCACUACCACAGCAUUAUCGCAGCAGCAGCACCACCACCACCACCAGCACCACAGCAUUAUCAGCAGCAGCAGCAGCAGCAGCAGCAGCAGCAGCAGCGUGUGCGCGCAGGGUUUUACUGUCCCGCGGGGAGUUCGUCUCCGGCGGAGGAGACACUUGUGUGUCCGAAGGGACACUUUUGUCCCGAAGGGACAGGAGACCCUUUGCCAUGUGCUGCUGGCACUUACCAGCCGCAGCAAGGCGCCACCAGCUGCCUCCCCUGCCCCGAAGACGACGACCCCAAGACCCUCUGCCCCCAAGGUGCUGCUGCUGCUGCUGCUGCUGCUGCUGCUGCUGCUGCUGCUGCUGUGGAUGCUGCUGUGGAUGCUGCUGUGGAUGCUGCUGUGGGUGCUGCUGUGGGUGCUGCUGUGGGUGCUGCUGCUGCUGCUGUGGGUGCUGCUGCUGCUGUGGACGCUGCUGCUGCUGCUGCUGUGGAUGCUGCUGCUGCUGUGGAUGCUGCUGCUGCUGGUGUGGAGGCUGUGGAUCCGGUGGUGGACACAAUAGCUGGGACUGGGGAGACUGGCGCUGCUGGCGACGGGGGUUUAGCAGCAGCAGCAACUUUUAAUUUGCUGCUUGCUGCUGCUGUUAGUGCAGCACGAGAUGAGCUGAUUGUGACUGACGCAGCAGAAGGCAGAGUCGCCUCAAUCAACCUCUCUUCAGGUAUUCUCACGGAUAUCUACAAAGGGACUGGAGAGCCUGCAGGCGUUGCUGUCUCCUCCGAUGGCCAAACCGCUUACGUCACCUUUGCCACGGAGGGGACAGUGCGCGCGCUGUCUCUGGCCACAAAAGGAGACACUUCUGUACUGCUGCAAGUGGUGGAGGGAAAGGCGGAAGAAAUAGAAAUAAAAGAAAGUUCCAAAACAACUUUAAAAGAUGAAAAUAUAAAAUACAAAUUGGGAACCAUUGAGGCUCUCGUCUACACAGAAAUCCAGGGU
Messenger RNA from Eimeria tenella, 2115 nucleotides. RefSeq lists its product as uncharacterized. Gene Ontology annotation, molecular function: protein binding. The annotation marks the transcript as partial. The record is from RefSeq and is a predicted model, not a curated record. The transcript has 11 exons. Lineage: Eukaryota; Apicomplexa; Conoidasida; Eucoccidiorida; Eimeriidae.